AUGGGAUCAGAAGCUACUAAACAUGGUGGCAAAGCGGCUAGUCAUGCUGCUGCUGCUGUACCGGCGAAAGACGGCGUCGCAUCGGACGAAAUAGCGGGAGCUGCAUUUACUUUAGACAAGGUUGGUACCAGAAUGGAUCAGCACGACAUGAUGCGCAUGGGGAAAUCGCAGCACUUCAAGCGUAAUUUGGAUUCCUAUCGAUGCUUGGCUUUACUUAUAAGCAAGGACACUGACAAAACUAACAGCGCGAGCACUUUUGGUGUCAUAAAUGGCGGAGCUGCGGGCUUGAUAUACUGCUAUCUCGGCAACUUUGUGGGCUUCCUCGCCGUUAUUGCCUCUAUGGCCGAAAUGGCAUCUAUGGCACCGACUGCCGGCGGACAGUACCACUGGGUCUCUGAAUUUGCGCCCGCAGGUGGCCAAAGAUUCCUCGGCUACGGGACCGGACGUGUCUGUGUUCUCGGUCAAGAGACGGGAAUCACCAGCAUCGCUGUCCUCACGUCCUCAGAGAUCCAAAGUCCGAUUGUCAUAAAUAACCCUUCGUAUGUUUUCGAGAGACGGCACACAACGCUGCUUAUUCUAUUGUUCAACUUCAUUGCUAUUAUCUUCAACACAUAUCUUGCCAAAAGACUGCCGCUCGUUGAAGGCAUUGUGCUGCUGUUUCACAUCUGCGGCUUCAUUGCCCUUCUUGUCCCGCUUUGGGCCUUGGCGCCUCGAAGUACGGCCUCAAAAGGUCUUUGGGACAUUUAA
This is a messenger RNA of Akanthomyces muscarius, 747 nucleotides long. RefSeq lists its product as uncharacterized. The coding region runs from base 1 to 747 and encodes 248 amino acids. The record is from RefSeq and is a predicted model, not a curated record. Gene Ontology annotation, biological process: transmembrane transport. The transcript has 3 exons. NCBI's taxonomy places the organism in Eukaryota, Fungi, Ascomycota, Sordariomycetes, Hypocreales, Cordycipitaceae. Gene Ontology annotation, molecular function: transmembrane transporter activity. Gene Ontology annotation, cellular component: membrane.